Messenger RNA from Phytophthora nicotianae INRA-310, 1060 nucleotides. RefSeq lists its product as hypothetical. Gene Ontology annotation, molecular function: oxidoreductase activity. The record is from RefSeq and is a predicted model, not a curated record. Lineage: Eukaryota; Oomycota; Peronosporomycetes; Peronosporales; Peronosporaceae. The transcript has 2 exons. The coding region runs from base 1 to 966 and encodes 321 amino acids.
AUGGACAAGACCCUUUCGAUCCACUCUGACGUGCCACAGAUGCCAAUUGGUUCCAACCAAGUGCGCAUCAAGAUGCACAGUGCUUCCGUGAAUCCCAUCGACUACAUGAUCUUGGAAUCCGCUGGAGAGGCAUUUCUGAAGCGAUCUCCAUCGGCGGACAAGCCAUUUACAAUCGGCAUGGAUGGCGCUGGAGAGGUUGUGGAGGCUGGUAGCGAUGUUCAAAACCUGAAGCUUCGGAACGCUCGCCGAGUAUGCGAGGAAUUUGUUGCGAGGAAACCGAGCAACCUAAACGUCGACAAGGCAGCGGCCGUGCUUCUCGUAGCGCAGACCGCCUACCAGGGUAUGUUUGAGCGCGCCAAACUGCAGAAGGACGAGACUGUGCUUAUCUUUGGAGGCAGCAGCUUCGUUGGUAUGUACGCUGCGCAGUUUGCGCACGCCAUCGGUGCCCGUGUGAUUACUACAGCCAGCGCCGGCAACGCUGAUUCCUUAAAAUCUCUUAAUGCCAACCAGGUCAUUGACUACAGGACGGAGAAGUGGCAAGACGUGGUGGAGCCACACUCUGUUGACGCUGUCUACAACUGCGGCAUGGAGAACGCUGCAUGGAACGAAGGUGCUCAGAAUGUGCUGAAGAAGAACACUGGCCGCUUCGUCACGAUCCUUCCGAUGGACCAGCCCGUGAAGGAAUCUGAGUUUGGGGUAAAGCUAGUUGGCCACGUUCACGUGGAACCCUCGGCUGAAACGCUGCGCGAAAUCACCACGUGCAUUGAGAGCGGUAAGGUGAAGUCUAUCAUCGACAUGGUCUAUCCGUUCGAGAAAAGUGCUAGGAGCUUAUGCGAAACUCAAAUCUCGUCAUGCUCUGGGCAAAUUGGUGAUCAGAGUCCUCCGGCGUUAACAGAGGGACUGCAUAGUUGGCUUACUGCAACUGAGACCUAUUGUCUGCAGCUUGCAGUGCAUCCGAUCGGGUAGUGAUGCUGCCUAUUGACUAUAGUUUGUACCCGCAGCGCAGUGGUCGGGUAGUGAUACGGAAGUAAUAGCAGACGCCCACUGUUUUUUCGACCAA